AUGUCUCGCGAACACUCGCCCGAAUUUCCGGAGCGAGCACCUGCUCCUACUCCGCCGGUUGUUAUCAUUCCGACGAGAGAGCAGCGUGCUCUGGGUAUUCACUUGCGUACGGAGCAUCCUUUUGGAUACAGACCAGGAUCUUCCGCAGAUCUCCAGUCAGGACGCGUUACCCGAUCGCAUGCGAAUCCGACAUCUUUCGGUCCACGGGAUACUGUAGCAGCCAAUGCAGCUGACUGUCAGCCGUCUACAUCGGCCGCUGAAGAGCGUCAGGCUGUAGUUCGUGGAAAUGCACGGCGCGGAUCUUUUACCGCCACACCGGAACAGACGUACUGGCGUAAUGCGCAGCCGUCUUCAUCCAGUUCUAACAGCAGUACGCCGCCUGCCAAGAUCAACCUGCGUAUUCGUCUGGUGGGAGAAGUACACUUUUCUGAGACAAGCGACUCGGAAGGCGAGGCUGCAGCGAAACCACUACCGCGCCCGAUCCGUCCUGGGUUUGCACGACGUACUGGUGUGCCUGAACGACCAGUUGUGCGUAGCCGCAAUCCUGUUUUGAACGCUGUUGGUAUUGGUCGCGAGGACACGGACACGGAACCCUCGUCGGUCGACACUGUGAUUCAGAAAUUCCCGGACUUGGCCGUGGCAAAACAGAGGGAUGAUGCAGUGAUUACUGCAGCGUAUCACUCAUCGGUGGCCAAAGAUGAUUUGGAGAAGCAGCACGCGGACGCGGCCGCUGACAGAGAGAAAGCCGUAGAGUCUGUACUGGAGAAUGAGACCGGAAGUGCUGAGGAUUCGGGCGCCGAAGCCGAUGGUGAAAAGUCUGACGUGGAAGAUACCAUUGAUGCGAACACCAGUGGUACGACGGGCACAUCGGAUACUUCAGACACAAGUAUGGAGACUCGCGCCGAAUGGGAGCGACUGCAGCGCGCCCAUGCUCAGCGCAAAGUCCGUUUCAAUUUGAUCGGUAGCAUGAAACGCAAGUUUGAAGAAAUGGAGGCGGAAGACGGCAAUGAACAUCAGCCAACGACUUCUGCACUGAGUUUGUAUCAGCCGGAAACAGCUGUUGUCAACGUUGUCAAGCCAGUGAAAUUAACUGAUGAUGAACAUGAACCGGGCACUGAAACGGAAAAUGAGUUGAUGGAGUUUGAAGAGUCAUUAAUUCACUGGAGUGACGACGAGAAGGCGCCGAUUCCAGACUUGGAGUAUCCGCCUGUAAUUCCGAAGCCAUCAGCGGCAGAAAUCGCGAUGGACGAAGCGGAUAUCGCGGAUUUAGUGGCUAUCGUGGACGCGGCGCAGCCAGACAAUGAUGAGCUGCCAGAUUUUGACAUGGAAGAGCUGGAAAAAUUGGAAACGGAGCAGCAUGACGACAAUGCAGAUGGAAGUAUCCAACAGCCUAUCGCUGCCGCUGUGCAACAGGAAUUGGUUGCCGUCGAAGCUGUGCAUGUUUCGGCGUCUGUGCCAGUUGAAGUUGUUUUGGUGCAGCCAGCAGCUGUUGACAUAGCUCCACAGGCAGAAGAACCGCAUUCUGCAGAACUGGAAGUUGGACAGCCGACGCCGGCGCCGAGCUCCAUUGUCGACAACAAGGGGAUGUUUCCGUUGAAUCCCUUUGUGCCGUCAAUCUUCAUUAAAGUUUAA
This is a messenger RNA of Paramacrobiotus metropolitanus, 1632 nucleotides long. Its product is annotated as nucleolar protein dao-5-like. NCBI's taxonomy places the organism in Eukaryota, Metazoa, Tardigrada, Eutardigrada, Parachela, Macrobiotidae. The transcript is spliced from 3 exons. The record is from RefSeq and is a predicted model, not a curated record. Bases 1 to 1632 code for a protein of 543 amino acids.